UGUUGCAUGUAGUUUGGAAGAAAGAACCAUUAACUUUGUAAAUACGUUUAUUUAUAUACAUGACAAAUUAGUACUCAUUUCAAUUGUUAAUUUUAUUUUCGCUUACAAAAAGUGGAAUGAACUCUGAAUAGUUACAUGCAUGUGGAUUUAAUUUCAUAAUAACUUGUUGACGUGAAGGAAAGGUUGCGAACAAAGGGGACAAAAGGAAAAUGUCAAGCGAAAUGUCAAAUUCUACGGAAGGACGAAGGCUGGGAUUCAUAGUACACGCAACGACAACGACGAUGUGAUCCGUGUCGACCAAGCAAUCCAUUGUAACCUUUUUCCAUACACAAAUUACUUUCGAGGACUAAUCGAAUGGCCAGUUGGCUUCGAGCAUCUUCUUUGUUACUGCGGCCAGAUUUUACUCGUCUGUUCAAAAUAUCAGCAGCAUCAGAUUAUUAAAACUAAACUACGUAACAGCCUGACCAGAAUCAGUAUUCAUUUUCUGCCUAGUCUUGGUUCGACACACACUUUGCAGCCAUUGUCAACUAUCCGGCCUACUCUCUCUGUAACAACUUAUCGGACCAGUUCUUCUAUUUAUCUAUCAAUGAUUUACAUUGUGUACACUUGAAGACAAUUUUUUCAUCCGUCGUCGUCGUCUCUUUUUAAUGUUAAAUAUUGUACAAAAGAAAGGACAAACAACACAAGAAAAAAGAAACAUUAUGGAGACUGAAGAAGAUUUUCACGAAGACAUGGUGAUAAUUAGUAACAGUCUCUCUUCUUCCAAGAAAGAUAGUCCCGAAUCAUCCUCCCUCUCGCCUUCCCCACCCCCACUACUAGGAUCCAGACCGAGACGAAUUGACUCUCUUGGGGACAUAAACAUCUCCUUGAGUAACCACAAAGUCAUUGAAAAUAAUCAUAAGUUUGCAAUCAGCAGUAUUCAAAAUUCGCCAAGGGUGAUGAGGGCCGCAGUUAUCACGUAUGACAGGCCGUAUGAAAACAGAAAGUCUUCUGAAGACCUUUUAGCUAUUCGGAGUAGUCUUGGAGGAGCUGCUUCCAGAUCGCUGGACCCAAAUACAUGGGCUCAGGUUGCAAUUCCAAUUGAUUUGGAACCAUUCCUUCAUCCAGAAAAGUUGUUCGUUUAUCCUGUCGUGGACUCUCCAAAGAAACGCUCUGUAGACUUUUUGCUGGACAUUCCCAGGAUUUUGCAUAAUCUAGAACACCAUACGCAGUCGUCGGACUGGGAUUGUGGCAUUUCUUGUGUGGCGAUGUGUCUAGGCAAGGAACAAAGGCACCAUUUCCUGUCACAUCUAAAGUGGUUUUCGUGCAAUCCAGAAACAGGCUUUGAAAAAAGCACAUGGACAAUCGAUUUAGCUUACAUAUUGUCCUAUUACGGAGUAAAGCAUGAAAUGUUCACAAUGUGCAUGGGAGUCAACCCAGAUUUGAAGAACGAACAGUUUUACAAAGGUGCUAUUGAUAAGGAUAAGUCAAGAGUGGUAAAUCUUUUUCGAAAUCCUGAAAAGUAUGGAAUCAAGGUCACACAACGAUCAUUAGCCAUCGAAGACAUUUUCUACUACCUUGCUAGGAGUGGACCAGUAAUCGCCCUUGUCAACGCGAAUCUGCUUAACUGUCUAUCUUGCAGAUGGAACUUUUUUAUCGUGUGUCGAUACUUGUGCUGUGAUCAGUAUCAAGGCCACUUCAUUGUCUUGGUGGGGUACAGCGUGGAAAAGAAAGUGGUGUACUACCGCAACCCCAGUUUAAGCGAUCGAAUCUGUCAAAUAUCAGUUUCGGAUUUUGAGGAAGCCAGAAUGUCCUUUGGAACUGAUGAAGACUUGAUCGCAAUUCGUCUAAAGUCUUAACAAUGUACAACAUAGAUUUCGGAAUUUAAUAGAUUCCCAAUGCAAAUUUCUAUGUUCAACAUCCUUCCAAUCUUGGUGGCUAUCUUUAACCCUCCAUUGUAUGACGAUACAUUAAUUAAUGUAUGUACGUAAUACCUAAAUUUCCAUGUAGACCUGCUUGAAAACUCUUCCUUGCUGAAAGGUUCAAAUCGUACCAACUGAAUGAAUUUGAUGAGUUAAUGAUGAUCGCAUGAAUAAGUAUAUCUACAUAUAUACAAGUAUAUACAUACAUAUUACUCUAUAUAUUCUACGAAUUAGUCCCACAAUUAAUUCUUCAACUAUUCCUUCCAUUACGACCCUCUUUUCCCAAUAAAUUUAUGCAAAUCCCGUGUCGCGAGUGUCUAAACCAAAACAUUGUUGAUUGUUAAAUAGCGUAAAAUUGUUAAAGCUGUACUGCCUGUACCUAUUUUCUAAACCUGGUGUGCAAAUAGAUUAGACCAAUUGUAUUGAGUAUUUUUAUUUCCAUUAUGCUGGAGAUAGUUGAUAAUCGACCUCAGUGUUAUAUUUAAUUGUGAUUUAUUCUGUGUGGCAUUUUGAACAACCUCAGAACUGAUAUUUAAACGACUAUAUUAAUAUUUAUUUAUUUGAUAUUCCUUUUACUCGAGACACAUACAAUAGAUAGAUGAAGACUCCUAAAACCCUGUGAUUUUAAAAUUUGUUGAUGUUUACUUUUGUCAAAGUAGUGUUACAACCAGACAGUGUAUGUGUUUGCUUGAAAUUAAAUUUGCUUUAUAAUGAGCAAAUUGUGUGAACAAUUGUUUCGUGUUUUUUACGCAAUCGUACAAUAAAGUAGACAUAUAUCCUGAUCUUGA
Folsomia candida is the source of this 2689-nucleotide messenger RNA. RefSeq names its product protein GUCD1. The record is from RefSeq and is a predicted model, not a curated record. Bases 648 to 1838 code for a protein of 396 amino acids. The transcript has 7 exons. Lineage: Eukaryota; Metazoa; Arthropoda; Collembola; Entomobryomorpha; Isotomidae.